GAGAGCGCGCCCGCCAGUGGAGUUUCCCCGCCGGAGAAGACACACGCGCGCAGGCAGUCCGCCAUGAGCUCCGCAGCCACCUAUUUCCGCUCUCCGCCGGCCUUGAUCCCGGCCAAGAGGCUCCACUUGCCCGAAGGGGUGACCCUGCCCCCCGGAGACUACAGCACCACCCCCGGGGGGACCCUCUUCGGCACCACGCCCGGAGGUACACGCAUUAUUUAUGACCGUAAAUUUCUAAUGGAGUGCCGUAAUUCUCCUGUGGCCAAAACACCACCGUGUGAUCUUCCAGACAUUCCAGGCGUUACAUGUCCAAAUGUGGAUGAGGUCAGGAAUGAGAGCAGCCUGGUCCAUGCCGAGGUGGAGAAACUAGGCUUAGGUGAUGAAGCCCAGUUCGACAUGGACAUCUGAAGCCCGUCUCGGAGAAGACUUGCGGAUUUUCCCCAGUGAAGACACGAAAUCAACCGCGCUUCCAGAACGAGGGAGGCUUGUAGAAUAGCCUACACUUCACAAAUCUUUUCAGGACGGAAGGUCCAUUAUUUUUUGUUAUUGUUGUCGUUCUUAUUCAGAGAACAAGAAGAGACUUUCUGUUACCAAAGGUUGGAAAACUUUUUUGUGUCGGAGAGGCGGAGGAGCCUGGGAGAGGAGGGAAGUCUGUGCCUUGGUUCGUGUGCCUUGUUCACCGACAUCCGUGUUCCCAAACAGGGGACUGCAUUAAAGGACAGACAUAAAAUCAUGUUGGAUUUAGGGGAUUAAUGUAGAUUAAGGCAUGAUGCACAAAAGUGGCAACAUGGUGAUUCGCAGAGCCGUAUCGUUAAACCAAAAUAAUAAUUUUCUGGCUUAAUACUUUUCCAUUGCCAUCAGCACCAAAUCUGGGAGGGGAGGAAGCCUGAUUUUAAAAGGAAAAUGCUUUUGGAACAUUUCUCCUGUUUUCUUUCUGCGUCUACUUCGUCUGGUGCUGCAGUAAACAAACUGACCGCCGAUAUGAGUGGAUCCAGAUCAGUUUCAGCCUUCCUUUCCUUACGGGGAAACAAAACAGCCUCCCUGUAUAAAAGGGUUCAAACAAAAGUGGCUUUUCGAAAACUUUUUGCACAAAGUUCUUGAUAUGCUAUAGAGAAAUGGGUAGCUUGCACUAUUUUUCUUUCUCUUGAAGGGCUACAUAAAUGCUCAUGUUGGAUCUAUGCACAUCCUUCUCUGUACAUUACAUGUAAAAUAAAGAAACGAAGAAAAUAUUA
This is a messenger RNA of Anolis sagrei ordinatus, 1232 nucleotides long. It is a transcript of the gene EIF4EBP1, whose product is annotated as eukaryotic translation initiation factor 4E binding protein 1. The record is from RefSeq and is a predicted model, not a curated record. Gene Ontology annotation, molecular function: eukaryotic initiation factor 4E binding. Lineage: Eukaryota; Metazoa; Chordata; Lepidosauria; Squamata; Anolidae. Gene Ontology annotation, cellular component: cytoplasm. Gene Ontology annotation, biological process: negative regulation of translational initiation.